Tribolium castaneum (red flour beetle) is the source of this 2535-nucleotide messenger RNA. RefSeq names its product zinc finger protein 892. Gene Ontology annotation, molecular function: zinc ion binding. NCBI's taxonomy places the organism in Eukaryota, Metazoa, Arthropoda, Insecta, Coleoptera, Tenebrionidae. Bases 144 to 2447 code for a protein of 767 amino acids. The record is from RefSeq and is a predicted model, not a curated record. Gene Ontology annotation, cellular component: nucleus. The transcript is spliced from 5 exons.
GUUGGCCUCGUCCGUCAGCAAGCACAAGCCGUCGGGCAUUUUUCGUCGUGUCAAAUUCUCUAACUUGGCAGCAUUUGUUCGUCAGCCCUGUUUUCGGCGAAAAUAAAAAGUUUCCAUAAAUUGCUCCACCAAUUUAAAAAAGCAUGUCCGCGGUCAACAUUCUGUGCCUGGUGUGCAACGGAAGCUGCGUCUCGUCCCGCAACUCGAUCCAGAUUUUCAACAAGGAGACCAAGACCAGCUCGGAGACGCCGCUUAUCGACACUCUGACCAAGGUUUUGGACAAGGAGCUGACCGAAGACACCGCACACUCGCACGUCAUUUGCAAAAAGUGCUUCAAAAUCUUCGAUGAAGUGGACGAGCUUGAGCACAGACUGGACGAACUCAAAAGCGAACUCGUUAGCAACUACACGAGCGCCUUGACCAGGCACAAAAACGGCGACAAUCAAAUGGACGAAAGUGAGGCGCUGGAAAACGGGAAGGUGACCGACUCGAACAAAGAAAACGAAUUGCCUCGAAAGAUCCUCGAUAUCCCGUCGUCAGACGACGACACGAGCCAAGUUAUGGAGAAGAACCAACUCCAAACAAUCGAGGACAUUGAGAUGGAGCUGGUGAAGAUGCAUGGGGGCAUCGAGAACGUGGACCCGGUCAAAGAGUUAACAGCCGGUGAUAUUAUCGAUUCGGGGGCUGUCGAUCACUCCUCCGACUCAGAUUACGAGCCCCCAGUCAGUGUGGAAAGCUUCACGAAAUCCAGUUCUGAUAUAAAAGUCAAAAUGGAGCCUUCUGGAGAAAGUGGGGGUAGUGAUCGCCCCAAUAUUUUACGUAAAAAGCCGUCAAAUCCAGACGCGUUGAAAGUCAAGGACGAACCAUCAAUGCAUUUGCAACCAAUGGUGGCUCGGCAAGACUCACUUUUUAGCUGUAUGGUGUGUCAGGGUGAAGAGACCGUUGCAGGGGACGUUCGUGCCAUCACCGCCCAUAUGAAAAAUGUGCACGACAUCCGAUUGUACAUUUGCGACGUUUGUGGACAAGACUUCCGGAAGAGAAACGAGCUGUCGGCCCACCUCGACGAGCACGUGGCCGCCGAAGAGGGCGAUUUCCAAUGCGAGGUCUGCAAUCGCAUUUUCAGUAAUUUGCGUCUGUUUCGCAUCCAUCGACGCAUGCACUACCCCCAAAACAAAGCGUGGGCAUGCGAGACGUGUGGCAAGAAAUACAGUAGCAGGAAUUUGCUCGAAGAGCAUAUAAACACCCAUACCGGAGUCCGACCUUACGUUUGCCAACAAUGCGGCAAAGAUUUCGCCUCGAAAUACACCUUCAAAGCACACGAAAAGACCCACGAGGUCAGGCCGCGACCCUACGCCUGCAACCAGUGCCCCAAGUCCUUCCUGAGCCAGCAAAACCUGAUACAGCACGAGCGGACGCACACCGGGAUCAAAGAGUUCAGCUGCCAUUUGUGUGGCAAGAGGUUUGGUUCGGCGCACAACCUCGAAGUCCACUCCAUCGUGCACACGGGCUACAGGCCCUUCGUGUGCUCCAUCUGCCACAAAGCUUUCGCUCGUAAGGCGGAGAUCCGCGACCACGAGCGCACCCACACUGGGGAGAGGCCGUACCAGUGCGAGAUGUGCGGUGCCACCUUUUCGCAAAGGUCCAACUUGCAGUCGCACAAAAGGGCCACGCAUCUGGACGACAAGCGCUACAUCUGCGUGGACUGCGGCAAAGGGUUCAAGCGGCGCCGGCUGCUGGACUACCACAUGAAGGCGGCACAUACGGGCGAAAGGCCCUUCAAGUGCAACGUCUGCGACGCCACGUUCGUCUACCCCGAGCACUUCAAGAAGCACAGGCGGAUACACACCGGAGAGAAGCCCUUCCUGUGCGAGGUCUGCGGCAAGGCGUUCAACAGUCGCGACAACCGCAACGCGCACAGGUUUGUGCACUCGGAUAAAAAACCGUACGAGUGUCUGGUCUGCGGGGCCGGGUUUAUGCGCAAGCCGCUCCUUUACCAGCACAUGCAGAGUCAGGGGCAUUUGAACGACACGAUCGUCGUGAAUCAGCCGAGACUGACGACUGAUGACGACCAGCUAGUGACGGUGAAUUCGCGAGGGGAGAUGGAGAUUGUGGAUCCGAUUGCGUUGGCUGAAGCUGUUGAUGGUGACGGGAGUGUGGCUGAAGACUCCAAGUUGUAUAUUUCUGAGCAUAUUUUGCAAUCGCCAGCUGAGCAGGAACAAGCAGAGGGUGAAGGGAUGGAAACAGUGGAGCAUAUCAUAAUCGAUGGACAGCACAUACGGUUUGAGAAUGAUGACGAGGAAGUUGAUACGAUCACAGGAGAGACGUUAGCUGAGAGCGAAACGCAAAUUAUAGAAACGCCAGAUGGGCCAGUGCAGUUGGUUCGUGUGCGGAUACCCAACGAGCAUGGGGAGGAGGAAGAAGCAUGGAUUAAAAUAGUUCCCGAGUAAUUUAUUUAUUUGACUGUAAAGGUAAAUAGGUUAAAACUUAUUUUGUAUUUGUAUAGAGCAGUUAAAUAUAAUAUGAAUUUAAAUCACA